Exophiala viscosa is the source of this 693-nucleotide messenger RNA. RefSeq lists its product as uncharacterized. NCBI's taxonomy places the organism in Eukaryota, Fungi, Ascomycota, Eurotiomycetes, Chaetothyriales, Herpotrichiellaceae. Bases 1 to 693 code for a protein of 230 amino acids. The transcript is spliced from 2 exons. The record is from RefSeq and is a predicted model, not a curated record.
AUGGCGUCCCGCAAGAAAAGCAUAUCCUUCUCCACCGAUAUGGUGACUCUCGGGUUCGGCAACGACAAACAAGAAAUAGCUAUUCACAAGGAGAUCCUCUUCGAAUGCAGUAAGAUUGCAGACUACUACGCCGAGGUGUCGUCUCGUUUCGGAUGGGAUGACCGGACGCUCGUUGAGAACACACUCGUUUUGCCAGAAGUCAGCAGAGAAACUGGAAAUCAACUAGUCAACUGGCUCUACUUUGGCACAUUGCCUUACAACACCUCAGACUUGGGAAAGCUCGGCGGAGAAGAGGGCGUUAAAGUGGGCACCGAGAUUGUCGAGGCUUACAACGUGGCACUAAAGUUCGAGAUGGAAGACUGGGCAAACGCACUCGCGGACGCCUUCAGUGCUCUCGCCCUCGAAGAUAUGCCGUGGAUCAAGUACGCGGUUCUUUUGAAGGCGGUACAGCCGAACGACGAAGGAUUGAGAGGACUAGUAUUGACAUGUCUUGCCCUGGCUAUCCGACGCGCUGGCUGGGAGAUGUACACCACUGAAGUCAAUAAAGAGUUGGUUGAUACCGUCAAAUUAGGUGGUGACUUUGCCGUCGAGUUGAUGAAGUACUUGCUGGACACCGAGGGUGGCGUACCGAAGCGAAAGAAGAAGAACUGUAACUGGCAUGUGCAUACCAAGACCAAGAAAUGUGGAACUUGA